Molecule: messenger RNA, 540 nt
Organism: Truncatella angustata
Lineage: Eukaryota; Fungi; Ascomycota; Sordariomycetes; Amphisphaeriales; Sporocadaceae
Exons: 1
Coding region: 100-450 (116 amino acids)
Source: RefSeq, a predicted model, not a curated record
GUACAUUCCACUGACAGCGGAUCUUCAUCAGACCUCGCAGGAUCUCCGAGACGCUAUGCGAAAAUAACAGAAAAGACGUUUUGGAUCGACCGGAUAUGCAUGAACCAAACUGGCGAGAAGCAUCAGAAUCAGCGAGUCGCCAUGAUGGGCAAGAUCUACAGGAAUGCCGACCAAGUCAUCUUUUAUGGAGGAAGUUCUCGCGACGACGAGUUCGAUUUGAAAGGUAUCGAGCUGGUCGAGCGACUGGACAAACAUUUUUCACCCGACUAUCAGGCCAUUAACGACAUCAACAACCUAUUCACUUCACACCAGAAGAAGCGCCAAUUACCGGUGCAGAACACGCCAGAUGACAUCACGCAGAAUAUCAGCCAACAUACCGCCGCAUUCCAGUGGUUAGCUGAAGUGGGCUACGGAGGAUGGCGACAGCGACUAUGGAUGGUGCAGGAAUAGUUGCCGAGCAAGGAGUUGGUUUUCUCGCGGGGACCUCGGUUGUUGUCCUGGAACGUCGUUGCCGUUUUAUCCUUCCUAUUUUACCUCAAG